AUGCGCUUUCUGGGAGACAGCAAUAACGAUUUUCUCAGGAACACGGUGCAUCGCCAUGAGCCGCCGGUGACUGCCCAGCCCAUCGAGAUCCUGGUGGAGGACGAUGAGGUGGUGGUGGUGGACAAACCCUCCUCUUUGCCUGUGCAUCCCUGCGGCAGGUUUCGUCACAACACGGUCAUCUUCAUCCUGGGCAAAGAGCAUGAUCUGAAGGAGCUGCAUACCAUCCACCGGCUCGAUCGCAUGACCUCGGGAGUGCUUAUGUUUGCCAAGACCGCAGCGGUAUCCAAGAGGAUCGAUGAGCAGGUUCGCGAGAGACAGCUGGAGAAGGAGUACGUCUGUCGUGUGGUGGGGGAGUUCCCAGAACACGAAGUGGUCUGCGAAGAGCCCAUACUGGUGGUUUCUUACAAAGUGGGAGUGUGUCGCGUGGACCCCAAAGGGAAAUUCUGCAAAACCAUCUUCCAGAGGCUCAGUUACAACGGCAAGACCAGCGUAGUCAGGUGUCUCCCGCGUACCGGCCGCACGCACCAGAUCCGGGUCCACCUGCAGUACUUGGGGCACCCUAUUGUCAACGACCCCAUCUACAACAUGGCGGCCUGGGGCCCUGCCAGGGGCAAAGGUGGCGAGAUCGGUAAAACGGACGAGGAACUCCUGAAGGCGCUAGUAGAGGAGCACCGUUCCAAACAGAGCCUGGAUAUCCUGGGUAUUUCAGAGCAGGACUUGAACUCCAGUGCUGAAAAUGAAGACUCUGGUAAUUCAGGUGACUGCGCAAGGUCUGCACAGGCUGGUCCUGUAAGUGAGAACUCCUGCCCUGCCGAGGACACCAAGGAUCCCGAGAAGGACGCGGAAGAUCCCGAGAGAAAUGACAGUUCAGAGGAGAAGGACCCUUUGUGUGCAGAGUGUAAAAUCACGAGGCGGGACCCAUCUCCCAAGGAGCUGGUGAUGUACCUCCAUGCCCUGCGCUACAAGGGAGCCGAGUUUGAGUACUGCUCCAGGAUGCCCGAGUGGGCAAUGGACGACUGGGAGGAAUGA
This is a messenger RNA of Opisthocomus hoazin, 1029 nucleotides long. NCBI's taxonomy places the organism in Eukaryota, Metazoa, Chordata, Aves, Opisthocomiformes, Opisthocomidae. The record is from RefSeq and is a predicted model, not a curated record.